AAUCAGAGCGCUCCCUGCCGAGCGUUGUGACGGAGGAGCCCCGGAGGUGGAUUGGCUGAACUCCCCGCGACUUCUCCCCACGCCUCCGGCCGGCAGAGCAAGCCGGGUGACGGCCGCGGAUGGAGCGGAGCAGGGGGUCUUCCAGGUGAGGGGGUCUCGCGCGGCGGUUGCGGCUUUUUCCCCACCCCUUUUUUCUGAGGGGAUAACGACACGCCUGGGCGAAUAUUUCCUCUCCCCCCCCUCACACGUCCGUAAUUCAAAACAAGUCCCUUGUGAAGGUGUCUCUUCCUCGGCCUGGAGAGAGACCGGCCCCGUCACGCCUUUUAGGGGCACGACCCCUCCUUCUUUGGGGCCUCUCUUCUCCGAGGGCCGCUCCCUCACCUUUUUCGUUUCAGGAGCGACGUUAUCCCCCCCCCCAUAGCUACCCGGGGGCGUGGGGGGCGGCGGCAGGGAGCCUGGCGCUCGGCUGCUGGUCGAUUGACCUUCCUUAAUGUCAAGAGGAAGGAAGGGGAAAGGGAAGGAGGCCGAAAAGUUUCCUUGCCACACUUUGAGGGAAGCAUAAAUAUCUAAAGAGGGGGGUGGGUUAAAUUCAUCAGGUCCAGAGUCUGAAAUUACUUCACUACACCACUGAGUCUAUUAUCCACCAAGAACAGGCGCAUCUAAUUAUAUAUUUCCUUCCCACCCCACCCCCUGCAAAGCGGGGUUUCCACUCCCCUUUUACUUUCGCCCGCCAAGCUUCUUGCAUGCAUGGAUGCAUUUCUGGCUUCGUCUGCUCGCACGUUUGCGUAUGUGCCUCCCCCACUUUUUUUUUUAGCUUAAAGUAGUUCGUGGGAAUAGCUGGGGAUGCGAUUUCCGCUCACAGGUGUGCAUCCACAGAGCUUUCAACUAAAUUACAGACGCGAUUACCUUGCGCAUUAUCUUUGAAUCUCCUGAAACCGGUUCCACUUGUGGGACCAUGCCCUGAGACGGUGACGAAAGCUUUUCUGGGUUCUUACGAGGGGCAAAAAUCAUCAACUGAAUGAAGCCUUAAUAGCAUGUACUGGGAUUUCUUUAAAACUCCCCCUACCCCGUCUUCUUUUAAAUGUUUCAAACCAAUGUUUGAAAUGCAGGGAUUUAAUCAGCGGUGGUAUGAGGAUUCACUGAUGGACCAUGUUUUGUGUGGAUGGGUUGGAUGUCAGGUUGCUGUUUGGGGCAAUGUAGCACAAGCAGCAAAGAGAGCUUUGCUUAUUUGCUAGACGUUGGGGGUUGAUUGGGCUGAGUUCUAAAGGAAGGCAGUCCCCAUCAAUGCUUUUGGAAUAAUUUAAAGGUUCACUUCUUUAAACUUCUUAAAUUCGCCUUGCAAGUUUGUGUUUUUAAAGCAGCCCAAAGCGGUGGAAGUAAAAGUUAGCAGGUGUACAGCUUAACUAAUGAUUCACACAUGCAUAUAUAUCAUUAAAGCACUUCUUUGUGACUUGCAAUGGAAUAUGUGAACUGUUUUCAUUGAAAAUUGUUGAUUUAUUAUUAUUAAUUUCAUUUCUAUACCGCUUUAUAUUUAAAAAAAAAAUCUCAAAGCGGUUAACAGAAUAUUAAAACAUCAAUAAAACAAUUUGAAGAAAGUCAAAUAUAGAAUAUACAGUCAAAGCAACAUUUAAGCACUUCAAUCUAAUUGAUUUCAAUGAGGUUAUUUUUAAAGCAUCUUUAUAUGGUUAAUUCCCAUGCCCUAUUUGAAUUAAAUGAAAUUUGCAUCCCUGUUGUUUACAAGUUGUUUACUUAGAAAAUGGGUCCCUAAAAGUUCAGUAGAAACAUGCAUAGGAUUGUAACCUUGAAAUGCAUACCUUUGACUGCAUAAUGCCUUUUGUUUGCAAUUUCUGAUCUUCAGUGGCUGUCUUCCAUCAUCAGUUGAUGAUCUAAUUGCUGAAUGAUUGACAUGUAUUGUAAGCCUGUUUUAAGUGCGUUUUUGACAAAGGCUUACUGGAUACAGUGGUACCUCAGGUUACAUACGCUUCAGGUUACAGACUCCGCUAACCCAGAAAUAGUGCUUCAGGUUAAGAACUUUGCUUCAGGAUGAGAACAGAAAUUGUGCUCCGACGGCGUGGCAGCAGCAGGAGGCCCCAUUAGCUAAAGUGGUGUUUCAGGUUAAGAACAGUUUCAGGUUAAGAACGGACCUCCAGAACGAAUUAAGUACUUAACCUGAGGUACCACUGUACAUUGAUUAGAGAUGGAUGGAUGGUGAGAGUCAUCUUCAUUAUGAGAUGCUGACCACAAGUAUAUUCACAUUCUACUGUUUUUAGUAAAGUGCCUGUGGAGGGAAAUCUGGAGAGUUAUUCCAUAGAAUUUGGCUAUGUUGUCUAAUUGGCUUUUGCUCUAUAAGUAUACAUUUUGCUCUAUAAGUCUCUGUAAUUAUCCUUGCCAUGUUUUCAACACUCUUUUGUAGCCUAAAUCAGGAUGUCUAGAGAAGGUUUUAGUGUUUCAGUUAAUGGAGAUUGUGGGGAUGUGUUUUUCAUUCUUGAUAAACGCAUUCUUGAUAAACGAGUAUAGCACCAAGGUUGGAGUGGAGGCCUCGGAUAAUGCAUGUAGCACAAAGGUUGGAGUGGAGUGCCAUAUUUGCUGUGGCUUACCUCUUCGCUCCUGGUGUUUGUUAUAACAUUGUUAUGGACUAUGAGGAUCAGUCUUUGAGACUUUGCUUUGUGGGUGAUGCUGUCUCAAGCCUGUAGUUGGGUUCAAUGAUCUUCUGAUUCUUUCUUGUACUGUAAUUACAACCUCUCAAUGUGUUACAAGGCAUGUGGUGUUGGGCAUUGUCUUCAUAGAAUCCUUUGUUAGCGUAAAUCCCACCCCCACCCCUGUGAGAAAUAUUUAUGGAAUGGCUUGGGAUAGAACAGGAGUAAUUUGAAUUUGAAUACUGAUAGGCUUGAGCUGUGGUUUUCAAAACAUGAAGCUGUAUUACCUAAGAAAGCAUGGGACUGUUCUGCCCCACCCUAGUUUGUGCUGCAUUAGACAAAAAUUAGUGGAAGACAGGAGUGCCUGGCAUGCUCUGGUCCAUGGGGUCACGAAGAGUCGGUCAUGACUGAAUGACUAAACAACAACAGACAAAAAUUGGGGGGUUGUGGUGGCUAAUCCACAAGAAGUACUUCUUGUUUCUCAGAGGCAUUUUCAUUUCCUAGUUUUGCAUCCUUUUAGACCAGUGAACACAUUUUAGGCCUGUCAUAUAAACCUCUUUUCUUUUUGUCUGCCUCUUUCCAGAAGCAUACUUUUUCCUUUCUUUCUUUUAAGAUAUACAUGUUGCACCACACAUAAUCCUAUAAGAAGAGGGAAUGCCAUUUUUUUAAAAUGGAGGGGGCUUUUUAAGUUUAAAAAGGUGUUCCUCCUUACUUUGGUUGUAGUUUGUUUUUUAAAUAUUAGCAUGCUUAGAUGGCAAGCAUCAACUUUUAAUAGAUCGAUUAAAUGCCUAAUUCUUAUGAAUAAUUUACAAUUGAAAAAAGAGCAGAGAAAUUAAGAUUGCUUGCUGAGGACUUAGCUAGAGUACAGGUUUCCACUUCCUUUUUGAUUCUGUAUAACACUGAAUCUCUUAUAUUGCAGUCCUUUGCAUGUUUACUUAUCAGUUAGCCCCACUAUGUUCUGUGGAGCUCCCAGGUAAGUGUGCACUAUGAUUUUUUUUUUUUAAGUGAAGUGUUACACUUGAUAUAGCUGUGGAAUAUAACAGUUCAGCCUUAAGUAUCUCUUUAUUGUCCUACUUUUAUGUGUUGGGUAGUGUAAUCUUAUCAACUCCUAAGAAAAAGUUGCUGAUAUAUUUUAUAUUUCUGUCCUGCUCUUUCUCAAAGGAGUUCAGAGCUAGUAUUAGCUGCAUGAGAUCUGUGAGCCAGGGAGUCCCCAGAUGAAAUCUCUCCUCUUCUGUGAGCUUGCAAGAAAGCCUUAAACCAUUGUCUCUUAAGUUGCCUCCCCUGCCUGCCUGCAGCAAUUCUGCCCAAGACAUAAACAUAAAACUUUAUGUUCCUAAGUUUUUGCUUUUUUCUAAAUUCCAAGAAAUAGAAGGAACAUAAAUCUAACCCACAGUUCAGUUAGUUUUAAGAUCCUUUUCAGCCUUAUCCAGGACAAAGCAUGAAUGUAGCCCCGCUGAUCUUAUCUUUUGUAAUGGCUACAACUAGACUAAAUAAGUAAAUAAAUAAUACACUGAUCUUUUGGUUUCUCUCUCCCCCCUCCCUUUUUUUUUAUUUAGGACUUGGAAGAUUCAUGAAAAUCUAAUGUAAAUAACACAGGUAAAAGAGACAUCCUGAACUUGAGAAAUGGCAGGUUUCCUAGACAAUUUCCGAUGGCCUGAAUGUGAGUGUAUUGAUUGGAGUGAAAGAAGAAAUACAGUUGCUUCUGUGGUAGCUGGGAUUCUGGUAAGUCUUAAGACAAAUGCAAUAUGCCAACUGGUCUGUUGGAAGGGAGUACAUCAGAUUUGUCAGUGCCUCACUUGAUGGUAAAAAAAAAUCCGGUCACAUUUACAGGAUGUUUGCUCAGUUGCUUUGUUUGUAUUGAAAGCCAACUUGUGAGUUCUUGUGCUAAAUCACAGGUGGACAUCCCAUGAAACCCUCCCAGGUCCAGGAGAGCCUGCUCAGUUUGCUGAUAAUCAGCCAUCAGCUGCAUGGCAGAGAAAAUAUUCUUGUUCCAUGUGGGAGCAACUGUCUUCUGUACACUAGAAACAGGAGGGGCUUUAACAUCACCUCUAGCAUUCCCAGUGUAGUCCAACAAUAUAUGUACCCCUGAUGGUGGCUGGGCAGCAGGGAGAAUAUGUGUGAGUGGGGACGGGCAGGGGAGGAUCUGAGUGUUGGGCGUGUGGAUGUUAAUGGCCACAUUCACCAUCAGGGCUGGCCAUGCCUGCCACCAGGCUGCAGUGCUGGAUAUUUGCCUACCAUUAAGUUCCAUUCAACUGAGAGGGAUUCUGAAAAAGCAAGCUUGGAAUUGCACUGUUAGUUGUCUAUCUCUUGAACAUGUGUUUUGUGUACACCCAUUUUGCAUGCUAGGCAUAUACCCCUACCAACACAACUGUGUCUACUUGAGAGGAGCCACAACACUUGCUAUGUUGGUUAAGGCAAAGAUGUUGCUGUUAGCAUUCUUACCUUGCCAGAAAAUGCUCUGAGUGUGGUAGGAAUUGCAAAGUGGGGAGCUAUUGGUUUUUUUGUCUUAAGAGCUAGCAGCAAUUUCUUCCUGCCCAUACAACUGGAGUACUGAGAACACAGAUUUCUUAGAUAAGCAUAUUUGCAUUGAUGGUUACUUUGGCUUUAUUUCAGGCACACUUUGUAAAUGUUUUAGAAAUGGCGGCUGCGUUCCUGAUUAAUGUUUAAUUUUUUCCCUCCUCAAGUGAUGUCUUCAGUCACUAUGAAUUCAGAUAGUAUAAAUUAUUAAUCAAAUUAGCUUCUGUUUUCAUGUUAAUCAUUAGCAGAAAUAUUGAGCUAUAAGGGAAAGACAUCUCCCCAACCUUAUCUAUAUUCACAAACAAGCACGUUUUUAAAUAAACAAAUAGGUGUUGGUUGUUCAUUGGUAUAUUGUUUAUAUGGUAAAGGGAGUAUGAUUGUGUGCUGUUUUAAUAUUGUGUUUAUUGUACAUUGUGGUAUGUGUGUUUUAAUGGAAAAGCAGUCUUAAAAGUUCAAAAAGCACUACCAUUUAUUUAUCUUUUACCACAGAGGGGCACUCUUUUCAUGAAGCCGGCUGUUGAAUCUUACAGUUAGAAGCCAAUACCAAAAUACGAUGCCUCUUAAUUAGUUGGCUGGGAGGCCUUACUUACCAUUUGAGUAAAUAUGGAAUCUGUUUAGUUCUUCACUGUGGCCUCCAUAUUGAGCUCAUCCAUGGCAGGUGGAUCUGGUAAUAUGGUUUAUAGUACAUGUGCACAUGAAUACUUUAGUGGUACCUUCUAGUCUUUGUGGCUGCGACGGAAAUGAGUCCCUAGCUAAAACAAUGCACUUUGGAGGGUGGGGGUGGGGUGGGCUAGGAAGUUUCUGUUAAUUGGAGUGGGUAGCUGGGACUCAGAUGAUUACAAAGCCAGUGGAGUGAAGGAGAAGAGAAGCAGCAGAGUUAUGUGGCUGACCUUUCUGUAGAUAUUUGCCAUGGUUUAAUGAUCAUGUGUUUUACAGUUUUUUACAGGUUGGUGGAUAAUGAUAGAUGCGGCAGUAGUUUACCCUAAGCCAGAGCAAAUGAACCACGCAUUCCAUACUUGUGGAGUGUUUUCUACUCUAGCUUUUUUCAUGUAAGUACAUAUAAUGAUAGGUCCAUACAAAAGUAGCAGUUGUUCAUCUCAAAUGGCAAAGUGCACCUACAAAAUAAUCCCCCCCAUCUUUCUUCUUUCUUUUCUCUUUUUGCUCUUGUGUUCUACUACUAUUUCUCAUCCUUUAAAAUUGUUGAAGUGUGCAUGCACAGCUUACUGUUUGUAAACAAGUCUUUCUUUCUAAAAGCAAAGGUUUCCAUGCAUACAUAAAUGUAUUUCUCAUCAUCUUCAGAGACCCAGUUUCCCCCUAUCCCUCCAUUUCUUUUCCUACUCAAUUUGUUCUCAUGCUUUGAGCCAGUGUGGUGUAGUGGUUAAGAGCGAUAGACUCGCAACCUGGGGAACCGGGUUCGCGUCUCCGCUCCUCCACAUGCAGCUGCUGGGUGACCUUGGGCUUGUCACACUUCUCUGAAGUCUCUCAGCUCCACUCACCUCACAGAGUGUUUGUUGUGGGGGAGGAAGGCAAAGGAGAAUGUUAGCCACUUUGAGACUCCUUCGGGUAGUGAUAAAGCGGGAUAUCAAAUCCAGUCUCUCUCUCUCUCUCUCUCUCUCUCUCUCUCUCUCUCUCUCUCUUUGUAUCCACUCUACUAGAGUAUAGUGACAGCCCUCUUUUACUUUUUGGCACUGUAGUACUGCUCACCAGACACUGUCAUUGGUAACAGUCAAAAAGAGAUUUAAGGAUUGUAGUAGAUAAAUGACUAAACAAAUAUGACAACUCUAGUAUCUGAGAGAAUAUGCAUAUACUGGGCAUUUUGGUUUUGUUAACUGGUCAGGUUUAGCAUCUGGAUUCAAAAGGAAGAUUGGGAAAGAAAAGAAAAUACUUAAAAUUGGAGAGGGAGUAUUUUGUGGAUCCAGAUUAGUGGACUUGCUGCCUUUUAGUCUUUUGCACAAUUCUUUAAAAAGUAAUUUUAGCGCCUGUUUUUUAUGUGUUGCAGGAUAAACGCAGUAUCAAAUGCUCAGGUGAGAGGAGAUAGCUAUGGUGAUGGAUGUUUAGGAAGAACAGGUGAGGGUUCUCCUAUUUAUGCAGAUAAAUUCACACUUCAGUCUUCAUUUCAAAACUUGGCUGUGCAAGCAGCGAAGAAAACAUAACAAAACUUUCUGUCCUGGCACAUGUCACAAAAAGCAAGAUGUUGGACUGGUGCUGGUGGUACUGUCAAUGGUGCACAGAUCUUUUCAUGCUCACAUUAAAAAAAUGUUAGUAAUGAUUUCUAAUACUAACUAGAUUUUAUAAGAGAUUUCAGAUUUAACAAAUGAGGGGGUGAAAUUUAUUGGUGAAUCCUAGAAGCUCACGUGGUUUAUCACUAUCUUUUCUUGCCUUCUUCCAUGGGACUCUUGUAAUUUUAUCCUCUUUGCAAGCAUGUUAAGUAGGAUAGGAUGAGAGAUGCUCUUAGAGUUAUCAAUUAAACUUCAUGAUGGAGCUAUGAACCCAAGCCUCCUUUGUCCAAGUCUAAAUUUCCCACCCCCACUAAAUCACUUUGUAUUAGCGUUGCCAGUGUUGUUGUUCAUACCACCUACCGCAUUGAGCUUACAGGUCAAAAAGCUUAGACUGAAGCAUAUCUCCCUGGCGACAUAUUCCCAGUUGUCUUACACCUGGUAGUACAUUAAUUUUCCUAGAAUUUAUCAUGGAUCACUGAUUUAGCAGUUGAAGGUAAACUCUCCUUUAUGUCAUGCUGUGGCAUGCUGUGAUGAUGAAUGCAAGUCUUGUUAAAUUAAUUCAUUUAAAAGCAUUUGUAAACUGAGUAUUUUAAAAAAUCUCUUAGUAUAUACAGCAGAAAAAACAAAAUAAAAUAGUAGUAUACAAGCAAAUAAAACAAACAUUCAGGGGAUUCAUGCGCGUAAAUCAGGGUCUAAUCUUAUGAGUUGAAGAAAGCUUCAGUGGGAUGAUGAGGGAUGCUGUUUCCCACUGCCCCCUUAUUUCUGCAUAUUAUUACCCUAGCCUAGUGCUUGACUUCAUGUGUUCUUGCAGGCGCUCGUGUCUGGCUCUUCAUUGGCUUCAUGUUGAUGUUCGGCUCCCUUAUUGCUUCUAUGUGGAUCCUUUUUGGAGCAUAUGUUACCCACAGUAAGGAUGGUUUAUUUUUAAUCAAGGGGAAAGAAAUGCACUUAUAAGUGUCUUUGUGUUAAAUGAGAGAGAUGCACAUAUCACAUUAUUAAAUACCUUAUUUUAUUUUGAAAUAAAAUUAAAUAACUUCUUUUGAAAUAAAAUCAAGGUAUGCGUAGUUCUCUUCUUAAAAACAGUGGUACUUAAAAGUGCUUCACUUUGGCUGGAUCAUGCCCCUGCUGUUUUGACCAACAUCUUCCACUUCCACUCUUCCUGCUGAAGAAUCCGAAAUGUUGUAGGACUGAUCCAGCUGCUUUGUUGGCUGCUUAUUUUCUGUUAGAAAUUUUCAAGGGCAGAAUUACUGGAUGUAAAAACAAUAAAAUAAAAGAUACAAUGUUAAAACAAGAAAGAGAUGGUGAUAAGCACAGUCUAAAUAAAAGCAGCAGGUGGCAGUAUAUUAGAAGUACUGGAUUGGUAAAUGUUAAAAAUAGUCUAAUGGCUGAAUGUCGAUGAUAAAGUUGGCUUCCCUGUGGAUGAUUUGGGGUGGAUGGGGAAGGUUUGUAUGAGAGAUGUUCCUGGAGGUAAGUGGGGUCUAGGCUGUUAGAUCUUUAAGGGAAUCGGGUGAAGGUCAGGUGGAAAGGUGCUCUUGAGACUCUUAAUGGGUCUGAUCAGGGCCUUGAUAAAAGUUAAUGUGAUUACUUUUCUUGUUCAUGGUACUUCCUAGAAACCUGUUUACCUAGCUUUUCCUCUUACUGCUGUGAGCCAUGCAGGAUCAGGUUCUAUACAGAAGAGAGAGAUCCUGCUGGCCUAAUACUCUGACUAAACUUUAGUUGACUUGUGUACAAAUACAUUGUUUCAUGACAAAAUUACCAACACCCUCUAUAGAUUUUUGAAAAGUCAACACUUUGCACUCCAGGUUGUUGCUGCUUAUUCUAUAUUGUUUUCGCUGCAGCAGUCUUAACAUGGCUACAGUAUAGAAAUAUGCACAUGUCUGUAAGUCACAGAGUAUAAAUCGGCUUCUUACAAAGAAUCAAGGGAGCUUUUUAGGGAACUGCAAGCUCCUUUGUUCCUCUUCUGCUUAACAGCCACAACUCUCAAACACUGCGAAAGAAAAAUGUUCUCUGGGUUCCUUUCACCCAGAAAGGCUUCUGCCACCUGCUGGAAGGAAAACAACAGAUGUCUUUCCAUCAUUUAGCCACAGACUGUUUUCGACUCUGUGGCAGUGAAAAAGGGGGAACUAUUAAAUUUGGGCAAAGGGUCAAAGCGUGGAAGCCGGAAAAAAACAACCCAUGUGGUUUCAAGUCCUAUCCUGUAGCUGUAAAUGUUCAAUAUGCUAAUGUAAGUAAGCUUGAGUGAUGGCUAUUUAUGAAAAUGUGCAUACUUAGGACACAAUCCAAAUAUCCCCUUCUUGAGACUUUGCUCUCUCCUCAGUCUUGCAGCAUUUCCAAAGCACUGAAUAUUCUUGUGACAAAGUGCAGUGUUUUGGGGUGACACUGGAAUGUGUAGAAACCUACUGUAGGGUGGGGGAUGUCCGACUUCAUAGCAUACUCCCAUAGAUCAAGUCUUAAUUGUUUGUAGAUAGAACUGAAUUAUCAUGAUCCAUCUCCCCCCUCUUUAAAAAUGCCGUUUCAUAGCUAAAUGAACACAACAUAAACUUAGUAGUGACAAGUUUUGAAAACUUGUCUCAAUACUUACCUAUUUAUUGCAUUUUUAUUUUAUAGAUAUUAAUGUCUACCCAGGCUUAGCAGUGUUUUUUCAGAAUGCUUUGAUAUUUUUCAGGUAAGUAACUAAUGCCUCCAAAGUCUAAUAGUUAUAACGAUACAGAUGUUUUCGGUUUGCACAAUUUACUCAGACGAUAGAAAUGGGUGUGUGAGGGUUCAUUGUGGUGUUCUAAAUCUCUGUGAAAAAUGAUGUUACUAGAAGCCAAAUAAUGUUCAUUAAUCAUAAUACACAAGUGACAGAGAUUGGGGCAUACAGCUCUACCAGUAUAGUAGUGCCAGUUAUCAUGUCAUCUGCUUCUAGAAUUUUGAUAAUUUUGCCAUAUCAUCAUUGGAAAGAAUGUCUGUCUUACAGAUCUAAACUUUUGUUUUCAUAGCACCCUUAUCUACAAAUUUGGAAGAACUGAAGAACUGUGGGCUUAAGAGUACUUUUUUCUUCAUCUUGCUUAGCGAGCCUUGUAUGUAAAUAUAAUUUACAUUUCUGUUUUAUAUUUUGCCAAAUAGAUGUUGCAUUACACCUUUUGUAUGUUUACUUAUUUUUGGAACGUGAACUGAUUUAAAUAUUCUGCUCAAAGUUAGCUAUCUUUUCAUAGAAUGGAUAGUAAUGUGAAUAUGUACAUACUAUGACUAUCUGUAAAAUAUAAAAGUGAAUGUUAAACUUUCAUUGCACUUGGCAGUUUUUUUCUGCUCUGAUAUGUGAAUAAUGUUUUGGGAUUAAGGCUCAUAGCUUGUUCAAGAUCAUAUACUGUUCUUAAGCACAAAUGAGCUGUAGUAGCUUCCUGAAGAGUUGAGAUUUUGAUUUGGUGAUCAGAAAGUGAAGUUAAAGAAUAUUAAUCUGAACGGCAUCUCCAAAUAGCCAUUGAUGCAUGACCCCCAGUAAGACAAAUACGUUAUUUGGAAGUGUAGUAUACUCUGGCAUCAUAUGCUGAAAUUUCAUCUAGCGCUAACUUCCCAAUUACUAGGAAUGUUUUACGCUAUAGUACAAAAUGUGUACUGAACAAAGGAGGCAUGAAGUAUGUAUGGAAAUUCUAUUUAGCAAAAAAACUCACGUAAAAAACCAAAAGAUCUUAAGCAUUUAUUUGGUAGUGCAGCAUGCCUUAAAAUGGAAUGGGCCAAUCCUUUCUCAGUGAAUGCACUGUGAAAAAUAUUUAAGACUGACGUAUUAAUGUGUUUGACAAGCUGUAGGAGAAUUCUAGGUUUGAACUUUUAAGGUGUGUUGUCAUAAACCCAUCAAAAUGUCUUGUCAGACAUUACUAAUUUUACCAUGAGACUGACUGAUAUUUCACAUGCUUGUGCAAUUGAUAUUCAGAACAAAGGAGCGAUCCCAAGUUCAAAGCAUCACAGGACUGCUUGUUUUGUUGCUUACUACACAAGGAAAAAAGGGACACAGGUGGCACUGUGGUCUAAACCACUGAGCCCUAGGGCUUGCUGAUCAGGUCGGUGGUUUGAAUCCCCGUGACGGGGAACUCCCGUUCGGUCCCAGCUCCUGCCCACCUAGCAGUUCAAAACCACGCUGUGCAAGUAGAUAAAUGGGUACUGCUCCAGCGGGAAGGUAAACGGCGUUUCCGUGCGCUGCUCUGGUUCGCCAGAAGCGGCUUAGUCAUGCUGGCCACAUGACCCGGAAGCUGUACGCCGGCUCCCUCGGCCAGUAAAGCGAGCUCAGCGCCGCAACCCCAGAGUCAUCCGUGACUGGAGCUAACGGUCAGGGGUACCUUUACCUUUAUACAAGGAAAAAGCAUAUUUAAACACAAUUCACUAGAUUUUUCUCUUCCCUUUUGUCCAGAAUCUAAUCAGCUUCUCUGAUGAGACUAUCAUCUAUUUUCCAUGUUUUUCUGAACUUUAUUGUAGUGAAUUACAAUAUGUAUGUUUAGGUACUGUGAUGUUAACUGGAACUACCUGUAUUUUAUUUCACCCAAGCCAAAUUGUGUACUGAGAAGCAUAUCAAACUGCAUCAUUUGCAAAAUGUAACAAGGACUCCAUGUUAAAAAUAUUUUUGCAAGACAGGGUCUAGGGGCAUGAAGAAGAAUCAGAUGAGGUAAAGGUACUCUACAUUCUGAUUUUUGGAGACCCUGCAAAAUGACCUUUUCCAAACAUUCUUCACUUUCAGACUUUCGGACUUCUCUCCCAACCUAGGAAAUACAGCUGUGUUAGUUUAUUUUCUGAAACCAUUUUCAUUUGUCUUCAGAGCCCUUUUCAGGACAGACUAUGAAGCAAAUACUAUGCUAAGAGUUGUCCUCUUAUGACAUUAGACUAUCUUGCUUGUUUAUUGUAAAUACAUUAAAAUCCAAUAAAGAUUGGUAAUGUAUUUUGUUUUACAAAUGCUAAAACUCCUCAGUAUUCUUCUACAGUGUAAUAUUCUCUCUUUCACACAAACACAUAUAGAUAUAUCUGUUGUACAAUGACGUUCCGCUCUGGCUGGAUAAAGUGAUUUUAAGUGAACUCUGAGUUGAACUUCAGGGCCAUUGCAGAGCCUCGCAUUGCUCUAUUUCUAUAUGCAUAUGAGCUUUACAAGAUGUGAUUCUGCCCAGCAUGGCAUAGUGAAAAGUUGGGGGUUUUUGUUGUUAAAACACAGCAGUGUUGCUUCCCCAAAGCUUGAGAGGCUAGACUUUAAAGCUGAUUGAAUACAUAACAUUUUAACAAUAAUUGGUAAAAAAAAAACAAAAAACUGCCAGUGUCCUUUGAUAAAAGCAUACAUGUCCAAAUUAGUCUUCUGAAAUCAAUUAACCUGAUGUCCUUGCUACUGUUCACUAAUUUUGGUCUCAGCUUAGGAUUCACAAUUCAAGUAGGUAUUUUAUUCCAUAAGUGCAACACCCCCCCCCCCCAAUCUCUGAAGUAUUUGCAUUAAAGUGGUAAAGGUGAUUUGAACAUCAGUAGCAUACUGCCCCAGGGGUCUCCAAAAAGAAGGUAGCUGCAACUAUUCUUCUUAAAGGAAUUAAUUUUAC
Molecule: messenger RNA, 12915 nt
Organism: Podarcis lilfordi (Lilford's wall lizard)
Lineage: Eukaryota; Metazoa; Chordata; Lepidosauria; Squamata; Lacertidae
Source: the annotation of a GenBank genome assembly